AUGCCGUCACGCCGGUUGCCGCUCGCGCUCUUGCUGCUGCCGCUCGUAUUGGGGCAGCAGUGCACUCACUACUCUCGAGACGAUCUGGUCGCUCGCCUGGAAUCACGAGUGUCCAAGUGUCUGGGUCCGAGUGCCUCAUCCACCGCCAUCUCGACGCUGACUGAGCGCUUUGUGGCCAACGAUUACGAUCGCCACGAGCCACUGGCACUUGUGCUGUUCUCCACGUCUAGCGAUCUGCUGCACCCUCUGGCUGGUGCUGUCGCCUCGUCGCUCUUCGGCGCUUCUCGAUCAGUAGACACGGUGCAACUUGUCGACUUUCAGACGCUCCUGGAGCCCUUGCGGGAAAGUAAUUACGACAUGAAACAGACGCUUCGAUCUGCUCUCGCCACGCCUCUUAGUGCCUGUCCCCAGCGCAGUCUUUUCGUCUUUGACAAUCUACAGGCACUAGAUGAAGAUGCUUUACCCGUCUUGGACGUCUUCCUUGACCCUUUGAACGGCAAGCGCGCUCAGUUCCAGCACUACGUCGAGAACGAGGCCAGCCAAGUCUUUGACUGCUCGAACUCCGUGUUCCUCUUUCUGUACAAAGUUGCGGAAAUCGAGUUCAUUUCUGAGGAAACAAGCACUCUUUCAGGGUCAAUUGGCGAUUGGCAAGAGUACCUGAUGCAGCAAUGGACACGAUCAGGAGGGGAAGUGGCAGCGUUCACACCCCAGGCCUUCAUCGGCAGAUUGACAGAUGCCGUGAUGGUGUUGCCACCCGAAGAUGAUUACAUGGAUAACACAUUCAAGGAGUUCAAGCAAAGUCGUGAGUGGCGUCGAAUGUGCGAGCUGCAGAUUAAUGAGGCGGAUCGAGAGGAAGCUGAGGGUGGACCAUCGACAAGGGCUUCUGCAUUAGGCGUCGUCGCCGAUAACGUUGCUUCUGCAGCUCCCAUGCUCCCUGGUGCAAUCGCAAUAAUCUUAAUACCAGCUUAUCUGCUACUGCUCACACGCGUAAAGCGCUGGAAUAGGGGAACAGCAGAGGUACGGAAGCGAGCCGGCUCCCAUCGACGCAGCAGUACAAGUAGCAAUGCUCGGCGGAAGAAGCGAAAGAUGCGCAAGUGA
Peronospora matthiolae is the source of this 1098-nucleotide messenger RNA. Lineage: Eukaryota; Oomycota; Peronosporomycetes; Peronosporales; Peronosporaceae. The record is from the annotation of a GenBank genome assembly.